This is a messenger RNA of Phytophthora nicotianae INRA-310, 2196 nucleotides long. RefSeq lists its product as hypothetical. Gene Ontology annotation, molecular function: protein binding. Lineage: Eukaryota; Oomycota; Peronosporomycetes; Peronosporales; Peronosporaceae. The transcript is spliced from 4 exons. The record is from RefSeq and is a predicted model, not a curated record. The coding region runs from base 16 to 1962 and encodes 648 amino acids.
UUUUUCGUGACGGGGAUGGCCCUCGGUGAGUCAGAUCGACAACAUCAGCCUGCGAGACUUGCUGGUUACUGGAAACCAAAGCUGCUUUACGACUUCCCAAACCGUAUCAACGACCCACCUGAUGAGUCUGUAGCCGAUUUCUGCUUUCCGAGGGGUGUGCCUUUAACGAUGUGUACUCCUGAACAAGCGAAAUCAGUUUUCGGUGUGGCUGUGUCACAGUGGUUCACUGACAUUGACCCACUUCAAAAGUACAUCAAAGAAUCUCCAGAGACAACCGGCUACACCUUCCGUCUUACCGGUGCAAAAGGCGAAGUGCUAUACGGCUUUUGUGUUGCAGUUAUGAGGGAAGUUACAACUGGUGUAUCAUCAGAGACCAGUCCAACAAAGAGCCCUCGUGGAAGCUGGGCGUCGAGCUGGUUUGGUGGUUACUCCUCACCUGCUAGCAAAGAAAGCCGUGCGAACUUGACGGCCAAGAUGGCUCCGAUGUGCUAUUGCUUCACAAGCAAAUUUCCCUUUUAUCGCUUCCACUUUGCGGUAAGAAUCAUUGACUAUGUGGUUAUUUCUGACGAUAAGCUACUAACACGGGACAUGCAGGUACUACGAAUGAUCAUUGAAAACGAGUUAGAGCAGCACAGACUAUUAUCAACUGCAUCUAUGGAUGAAUCAGGGAGCGAAGCUACAGAGGACGAGCGAUUUGAGAUCAUUUUGAGACCACUGCUCGAUCUUGCGAUAGAAUUCACGAUCUUUCACGAAGAAAACCCUGCUGUGCGAGAUCAAACCACUGAGUCGGGAGAACAGAGCACUAUGAAUUCUAUUGCGACAAAGCUGAGCAUUUCGCCAGUGGAACGACGUGCUGUUCUGAGUGAAGAUGCUAGUGUUAUCACCAGCAAAGGAGAAGAUAUCCAACCCAGCACUGAACCGAGAAGACGUCCGAGUAAACUUCGGAAAAGCUUAAGCACGGAUGAUAUCGACAACUACAAAUUAGCCAACACGUUGAUAACGGACAAACCUAUGGUAAAGAGUAUUGACUCCAGUCAGCCUAGGGAAUACGAGCGCAUAAAAGUCGGAGAUAUCCUCGAAGCAGUCGAUAGCAUUGCAACAGCGUCCAUGAGUUUUGAACAAACACUGACAUUGCUAGAGAAAGGGAAUCGUCCAAUGCGCCUCCGCUUCCGUAGACCUGCCUCAUCAGCACAAGCAUCUCCAACAGCUACUAAGCGAUCAAAGCAUCGGCGGUGCUUGUCACCCUCUUCCGUCGAUAUUUUUCAUCGAGCUCGACGAAUCAAGAUAAACGAUCCGGGACACUGGUCUACGGCUCGGUUCCCGACUUUCGAUUUCAGCUACCAGUUCCCGAAACGCCAUUCCGAUCGAUGGUCUGUUGGGGUUGUGCUACGCUUUUUGACGCCAGACAAGGUAGUCGAGAUAUUGGCUUACUUGCUGCUUGAGAAGCAGGUUGUCAUUAUGAGUGACAGCCCAGCCAAGAUCUCGGCCGUGUGUACGGCACUUCUGCUUUUACUCGCUCCAUUCCAGUGGCAGUCGACGUAUAUCCCGCUGUUGCCUUCAGGGCUGUUAGAUUUCUUGCAUUCACCUGUGCCGUUCCUCGUGGGCUGCCAUUCGCUGAGUGAAACAUCCGAGUGGGCCGAUGUUUGCUUCUACGAUAUCGACAAAGAUCGUAUUGCUGUACCUGCUGCGACGAGGCACUUAGGUCCAUCUUCAAUUCCCAACGGCGUAGAGAUUUGUCGCUUGCUACGGAAAGCUAGAGAGCGCUUCCGUGCACUACGUCCCACUGGCAAACCGUGGUAUGAACUAUCCGAGGAGCAAGACACGAUCAUCACUUUGACAAUGCAGGAAGCAGAGAUUUUUCUGCGCGAUAUGGGCUUCGACAUUUCUUCUCAAGACCUGGCAGCGUCGAUCUCGGGUAGGCAAUUCUAUUUGAAUUGUGUUUUAAGGGAAUAUUGUGGUUGACUAUGGUGCAUUUGUUAUCACUGUUUAGGGGGUCAGAGUUUCUACGACCGCUUGCAAGAAGAGGUAGCCAAGGAAGUGCGGAACAGUGUCUACGAGGACUAUUUGGACGAGUUUACGCAGACGCAGAUGUUCUGUCAGUACUACGAAAGUCUCUUACAACCAGAAGCGCAAAACGUGCAAAAGUAAUUGGAGACAACUUUAAUAAACCUGUUGAAAAACGUGGGAAGUAUGAUC